Messenger RNA from Triplophysa rosa, 3932 nucleotides. It is a transcript of the gene rbfox2, whose product is annotated as RNA binding fox-1 homolog 2. Gene Ontology annotation, cellular component: cytoplasm; nucleus. The transcript has 12 exons. The record is from RefSeq and is a predicted model, not a curated record. The coding region runs from base 639 to 1916 and encodes 425 amino acids. Gene Ontology annotation, molecular function: mRNA binding. Gene Ontology annotation, biological process: regulation of alternative mRNA splicing, via spliceosome; nervous system development. Lineage: Eukaryota; Metazoa; Chordata; Actinopteri; Cypriniformes; Nemacheilidae.
AGCGUCGAGCUCAAACUGCAGCGGGAAUAAAACAGCGCGCGACUGUAACGAGAGCCCGAGGAAACCGGGGAGGAGGGGCGCACGCGCUGCGCCGCAAGAAUCCAGAGAGAGAGAGAGAGAGAGGGAGAAGAAAGGAAAAGCAGCAGCUCCACGCCACUCCUUUGUUUUAGGAAAUCGCUUGAAACGCUCGAAGGACUGAAAUGAUGCAUCGCGUUUCUCUCGCGUUUCUUUGCGACGGCAGUUUUUAGAGGCGAACUAAAGGCUUUUCCGUUUAAUUUUGUGGGAUCGACACAAGAGCGUUUGAAAUCUGAAACGUUCAGACGCAUUAAGCUUUACUCUUUUCCCCACUGUGUUCGAACCAAUCGACUCCCGUUUUCUUAACGUUAGAUUAUCUGAACACACCGAGGCGUACUUAAGAUUUUUCUGCUCGCGGUUCGAGUGUGUUAUUUGUAUUCAGGCCUAAAAUAUUCGCUCUUGAUCAAAGGCCUUUAAUGCGGCACACACGCGCGUCACUUUUUAACGGGCUUUAACGCGUCAGAUGAACAUCAAAUCUGAUCCAUAAAACAUCUGUGAUCCAUAAACGGAACGUCUGAUCUUUGUUAUUCGCUCUUCAUACGCAACCUCUGCGGCCCACGUCAAUGUUAAUGUCGACCGACGUCGCAUCUCUAAUGCUGCCCGUGACCCGCGGGAUCAUGGAGCGCGAGAGGGAUCUGGACUCUGCUUCGGCGGGGGUUCGAGGGAUGAAACGCGGGGAUCCGGAGCCGGAGGGCGCCGUGACUGCGGGGGACUUGGUCGGGGCUGAAUGCAAACGAGCGCGAAUGGACGGCACCGAGGAGACCGGGCAGGGGUCACAGGACACGAUGGUGGCUCAGGAGGGUCUUGUUCCUCCAUUCUCCACCUUCCCUCCCCCUCCUCCUCCUCCCCCCCAGAAUGGUCUCAUGCUGGAGUUUGUGGGAGGCGUCAGUUACCCCGCAGGGGGGCAGGGGCAAACGGAGCUGCAGGCAGGAGUCAGUACCCCCUCCUCUAACCCAAGCAAUCCCCAACUGUCAGACGGGUCACCUCAGACAGAGACUCAGUGUGUUCCUGCCGGCGGUUCAGGCAGCAGUGACGAAUCCUCAGAGGCCAAAGGCACCCCAAAACGCCUCCACGUUUCUAACAUCCCCUUCCGCUUUAGAGACCCGGACCUGCGGCAGAUGUUUGGGCAAUUUGGAAAGAUUCUGGAUGUUGAGAUCAUUUUCAAUGAGAGAGGCUCAAAGGGUUUCGGGUUUGUGACGUUCGAGACCAGCGCAGAUGCCGAGAAAGCCAGAGAGAGACUUCACGGAACCAUCGUAGAAGGACGAAAGAUCGAGGUGAAUAACGCUACAGCUCGAGUGAUGACUAAUAAGAAGUUGGUUAGUCCAUAUGCUAAUGGCGAAGGUCUCAGCACACUGCCUUACGCUGGGUGGAAAUUGAGUCCUAUGGUGAGCGCUAUGUAUGGACCGGAGCUCUACGCAGUUCCAGGGUUUCCGUAUCCCGCCGCUGCGGCCGCAGCCGCCGCAUCCACUGCCGCAACCUUCAGAGGGGCUCAUCAUCUACGGGGUCGCGGGCGGCCCGUGUACGGAGCGGUGCGAGCUGCCGUUCCUCAGCCUGCCAUACAGGCCUAUCCUGGUGUGGUGUACCAGGAUGGGUUUUAUGGAGCUGCAGAGCUGUAUAGCGGUUAUACGGCAUAUCGCUACACACAGCCUACGGCAGUAGCGAGUCCAACUGCGGCAGCGGCGGCAGCAGCGGCCGCCUACAGCGACAGCUACGGUCGCGUGUACGCAGCAGAUCCGUAUGCGGCUGCACUAGCAUCUCCAGCAGCGGCAGCAGCGGCGUAUGGAGUGGGAGCGAUGGCGACUAUUUACAGAGGAGGAUACAGCCGGUUUUCGCCGUAUUAAGUACCUUUAAUAUACUUCCAGAUUCUUUGUCUCUGAUACUUCACCAACGGCUGCGGAUCAAGGAGGGAAAAAUCUAAUCACACUUUGUAAAACACGUCUGUUACAAACAAACUUUGAAUAAGGAAUGCAAGUAUAAAUCAACACGUCGAAGAUCGUUGCUUUUUUUGAGGAAACGUCAUCACGUCAAACACUACACAGUAAGAGAUAUCUGACUGAAACUUGACUGACAAACUCCGAUCAUUUCUUCCUUUGGCUCUUCUCUCUGCACAUAUGCAUGCAGUAACGGCUCUAGACUGCCUCUAGUGGCCAUUGAACUACAUGUGCACAGAGCAUCAGGACUGCAGUGAACACAUUUAUACUUCACCCAUAGCUGUUUCACACUACAAUAAUUAUCAAUAUUCUUUAAGAAGAAAAAGAGAUGUUUAUGUGGACUGCUCGUCUCCAUUUUAAGGAUCAUCUUGAAAUACGUGGAUCCCAUUAGCUGUGUAAGGGAGGACGAUGCUAUCAUCCCAAACACAAACAUGACAAAAGCGACAACCAUCGUGAUUUUACUUUCUCUUGAAGAUCUUGGAUGAAAGGCAACGCCAGCAGCUGUUACAAGUCUCCGAACUGUGAGGCACACAAACAGGAUGAUGUGUCAUAAUAUUCCGUCUGGCUGAAGGCUUUGUGUUCUUUAAACAGUACCUCCGAUCUGACCGUUUUGAAGAGGCAUACCUUUAAAAUUAAAUAGUAAUUAUAUGCAAGUAAACUAGAGUAGACUCAAUUUCACCAAACAUUAUUAUUAUCCUCAUUCGUUUCUCAUGUUUGUGUGUGUGUUAGCUUUGAAAGAGCGCAGGACACCAUCUGAACCCACAUAAACGUGCAAGGCACACACACACAAAUCCCACAAUGACUAUAGCAAGUGUUUAAAUUAUGCUACGAAAAUAUUUACAACUUUUUUGUUCAGAUUUCAGAAUUGAACAGGCCUUUUGUGGAACACCGAUAGACACUCAUUUAUUAGCAUAGUUUGUAUAAUAUGCAACUUUCAACCCAAAUUUAGUUGGAGAGAUAUGGAGGAUCUAAAUUCAAUGAUUUUAAAAGAGAACUACAUAGUAUUUUUGUCUCUUUUCGAGUGUGUCCUCUUCUCUUUCGGUAUAUUGGUAUUUUGCUUUGUUUGAAUUUUGUUUCCAAAGACGAGUCAAGCACAUUCUUGAUUGUGUGUAAACGUAUUUGUAAUUCUGUUGUUUUUUUCUUUUGUAUCAAUAGGUUUUUUAUAUUGUUUGAAGUGGUUCGUUAAUUAUUUCAAAAAGGCUGGAUGUGGGAAUGCAGCAUCAUGUUAACGUGCAAGGACGCAGCGUGCCCUCAAGAACCAUUUCUUUAUCAUGCGUUUCAUGCAUUUUGUUUUUGGGAGGUCAUCCGCUUUAAUAGAUUCAGAGUUCUAGAUUUGACUGUAUCCUGGUGAAGGACAGAAAUCGUUUUGCCAUUUCAGACACUUGAAAUUCGUUUUACCACAUUUUUUUAGUGUUUGGAUGAUGGGUAAUGUUUGUUAUAUCUAAAAGUUAAACGAAAAACUGACCACAAUCUAAACACUAUACCAGACAGCGUUUUUGUUCGUUUUUAUGUUCGAAAGGUACUUUGCAGUCUAUGCAUACAUUUAACACAGUAUUAUGUAAUGAAAUAUCUCUGUACCUAAAUUCUUUUACAUAUGCUUAAAAGAUGCUUUUUUCUCGUCCUCUGUCACGUGUCUCAUGUAUACCCUCGCCUGCCUGCCUGCCCGCCCGAUGGCGCGAGAUCUUGAGUGACAGCUGCUCUUCUGAUAAUGGAGGUUCAAAUCUUCUCCGUUUGUGCUGUAAACUUUUAAAGAUGGCCCCUCUUUCAUUCUUGCACCUUAUAAAUAUGAAUCCUGUCUCACAUACUCUGCUUUGGUUUACAGUGUAACCGUGUUUUUGAGUUGAAUUAUUUCUCUCUACAUAUUCUGAAUCCAUUUGUGAUGUAAUUUGUAUCUAAAUGUCCAUAUAAACUGUUUUUUAACAAUCA